AAAUAAAAAUCGAAAGUAACGCGAGUUAUCAAAGUGGAAAAAUCAACGAAAAGUUUCAACAACAACAGAAAUAAAAAGUGAACAAAAUCUAAAUAAAAAGAGCGUUUUUCAAUUCAAAUUCGCACGAUUUGCAAAUCAAAAUAAAGUUUCGUUUUUCCACAUCAUUGCAAUAGCAAUACGAAGAAAGAAAACAAGUGGAAGUGUGAAAUUUUACAUUAAAAAUUUUGACGUGUUUUAAAUUAGAAAAUAAUAACAAAUUUGCCAACAAAGCAUUUUACAACGAAACAUAAAGAAAGCUGCCACACCAGCCCCUUAAUUACAAAAUGCGAACAUUCAGCAAAACUUCAUCACAGAGUUCUUUAGCCCACCACCAGCCUCAUCAUGGCGCAUGGCCAUCAAUUACACUGACAUCGGUUGCAGCUGCAACACCGGCAUACAAUUCAAAAUCAAAGGCAACGACAUCACCGGAGCGUACAGCAAAAUGUGCCACCGUUACAAUGAUGCUUGCCGAGCGUAUAAUUCGCAAUGACUGGUCAGUCGAGGAUGAACAUUUCUUUGAUUCGAACAACAUGAACGUCUGGCAAACAUUGGAAUUUCUAUCGGGUGUGAAUUCUCGCAAACGUUACAAUUACGAGGGCUACAACGAUGCCAAUAAUGCAAUACGCACUUUAACGCCCUCAUGGCGUCGUGAUAGUUUCGUUGAAAAAAAUGUCAAUCCUAACGGUGACGAGUCCAAUAGUGGUCCAAAUGGCAAGUAUUCAACGGUGGCAAAUAGUACGUCGGAAACAAAUGAUCAUUUAGUUAAUAAUAAUGCUGGAGCUGUUGAUGUUAAUGGCUUGCGUGGUGGUUCUGCUGGUAGGGGUGGUGGAGCUGCUGGCAUUAGUCGUAAUCAUCGUUCUUCAUUUAGCCACAGUAAAGCAUCUAAAUAUGCCAAAGCUAGUCACCGUAGACGAAGGGAUAAGCAGAAACUUCAAGCCAAUGAAUUAGAUCCAGAAUAUGCUUUAUCACCGGCGGAUUAUUCGGAUUUAAUUAAAUGCACUUUCAAUUUGCCACGCAUAAGUGCUGCCUUGGAACGUCUCAUGGGCACAAAUGUUGUACGUUUAACUGACCGCAAUUAUAUGAAAGAACUUCGGGAGCGCAUCGAAGAUGAUUACAGGGCAAAUUUACAGAAACGCAUUAAGGCACGAGAGCUUAAAGAAGUCGAACGUGAACGCAUUUUAAUUAUUGAAGGCAAGACCAAUGUUAUACCGGCAGAACUGGCUGAUGAUCCCAUUUUUGUGGUGGAUAAGAAAGCUGAUUUGGAAAUUUUGAAAUCAAGAGCAAAGCUAAAAACCAACCGUGAAAAAAAUUCCGAUCGUUUAAAAUUGCAAGGUGUUAAAUGGGAACGUGAACGUUUGCAACAUGAAGAGGAGGAAGCUCAACGCAUAAAUGUUCUACGACAGAGAUACAAAGAGCAAAAAGCGCUAGAAGAACAAUACAAAGAUGAAGACGCCAAUAAGGGUAUGGAUUUAUUAAGAAUUGACAAUGAAGAAUGGCGUCCUUGUGAACAGCAACUAAAAGAGUUUCUCGAACAGGAGAGGGCUAAAAUGAAAGAACGUUCAUUGCGUAUGCCCACACCAUUCGCUACUGAUCCCAAGGAUAUUAAUAAUAUAUUAAAAGCCAGAAAAGCAUUUCGUGAAGUUGAAAGACGUAUACGUAAAGCCAUUGAAGAGAAACAUGAAGAGAAUCUUAAACAAAAACAUCUUCCACAUCAGUUGUCUGGUCAGCAACAACCAACGGGUUUUGGUAUUUUAGAACAAUCUCAAGAGCAAAUUAUACAAAAGGCUCUUGAGGAAUUACCAGCAACAAAAGAUCCCUUCGAAACUGAAGAUGUUGUUGAUACUGCAGUAGUGCGUAAAAAUUUAACUUCUGACGAUGCAUCCGAUAUAUCAAGCGGUGAAUCCUUGGAUGAAGGCAGUUCUAUUAGUUUGGCUAAACAGCGUUAUGCACACAUGUUGCAACAGGAAUUGGAAAAUGAUGUUUCCGAAGGUUUACUCAUCUCGAAAGAACAAUACGAUCAUUUGCGUUAUGAAGAUGAUAAAAUAAUGCAGCUGAGAAAUGCUAGAGACAUACGUGAACUUUAUCAACUGGCUGAGGAGAUUAUUAUUGGAGAGCGUGUUGAAAGUUAUGCCGAAGAGGAGGAAGCCCUUGCUGAAGAAGAGGAGGUAGAGAAUGAAGAACCAGAAAUUCCCGAGCAAGAAUAAUAUUUAGUCAAAAUGUCUUUGUCAUUUCUUCACUUCGGAAUAACAAUGCCUGAAAUCUAUCACAUUUUAAAUAAAUAAAUUUC
Molecule: messenger RNA, 2326 nt
Organism: Lucilia cuprina (Australian sheep blowfly)
Lineage: Eukaryota; Metazoa; Arthropoda; Insecta; Diptera; Calliphoridae
Product: peroxisomal membrane protein PEX14
Exons: 8
Coding region: 324-2243 (639 amino acids)
Source: RefSeq, a predicted model, not a curated record